This is a messenger RNA of Helianthus annuus (common sunflower), 450 nucleotides long. RefSeq lists its product as uncharacterized. Lineage: Eukaryota; Viridiplantae; Streptophyta; Magnoliopsida; Asterales; Asteraceae. The transcript has a single exon. The record is from RefSeq and is a predicted model, not a curated record. The coding region runs from base 1 to 450 and encodes 149 amino acids.
AUGCAAGACUCCUACUACCCUCCAUUCGCCACCGUCUGCGGCCAGUGUGGAGUCGUCGAGCUGAAGUACCUCCACCACGUCCGCCACUGCGCCACUUUCCGCCGACUCUGCACCACCUGCGUCCUCCAGCUCCACCCGCAGUGCUUCUGCCCUACCUGUCUCGAAGUCUACGACCGUUCGCCACCAAUCGACACCGUCGUCUGCUGCAAAUGCUACUCAUCCUCCCACCCUGCCUGCCUUUCACCAGCAUUCUCCGGAACCAUGACUUCAACAAUGACGUUGUCUCGUUGUUCGAGUGUGUGCGCGUCGUGUGAAAACCCUAAUUUGCUUGUUUUGAAUUUGAAUAGGGUAGAGAGUAGUGAUGGGGGUAGGGUGGUGGAUAGGAUUGAUUUGAAUGCUGCUAGGUUGUUGCUGGCUGCGGGGAAGAUUGCGGCGAUGUCGAUGAGUUAG